Messenger RNA from Eruca vesicaria subsp. sativa (arugula), 1066 nucleotides. The record is from the annotation of a GenBank genome assembly. Lineage: Eukaryota; Viridiplantae; Streptophyta; Magnoliopsida; Brassicales; Brassicaceae.
UGAACACCGAGGAGACAGACGAGGGAACAGAUAAUCGAGACGACAACAACAAUGGCCUUUUCUCCCAACCCUCUCUCUCUAAGCGUCCCCGAUCCUGCUUUCGAAUCUUGGCUCCGUGACUCCGGCUACCUCGACCUCCUCGACCACCGUACCUCCGCCGCAGCAUCCGCCGCCGCCGCCCCCGCAGCCUCAUCCUCCUCCUCCUCAGCCCCCGCCGCACCUUCUUCCGCCUCCGACGACGUCGUCUCCUCUAUAACCAACGGCUUCUUCGCCUCUUUAUUGACUCGUCUCGUCACCGUCUCGUCUCUUCUGACAAUCAACCCUUUCUCAAAGCUCUCCGCCGAUGACUUCUCAGGCGAUACGCCGCCGUGGACCACGGGGUUCUUCGGGGCGUGUGACUCUUACUCGUUCCCGGCGGCUUCUCAGCAGGCGAGGAUGAGGGUUCAUGAGAAUGUCAAGAGAUUCGCUAGGAAUUACGCUACCUUGUUCAUUGUCUUCUUCGCCUGUGCAUUAUAUCAGAUGCCACUUGCAUUGGUGGGGUUGUUAGCAAGUUUAGCACUUUGGGAGCUGUUCAAGUACUGUAGUGACAGGUGGAAGUUUGAUCGUCACCCUUCUGCUCGGAAACUCGUGAUUGGUAUUGGACAGUGUGCUACUGCGGUUCUUCUGACGUUUUUGAAUGUCCAAAUGGCUCUUUUCUCUGCUCUUGCGGUCAGUUAUUCAGUUAUGCUAUUACACGCCGGGUUCAGGAAGCUCACUCCCUCCAAGAAAACAUCUCGGGGAAGAUAAAGACCAAUAGUUUUGGAUUUUACAGUGAGAUUCUUUAGUAGUUUUUGGUAGCUCAAACAAGGCGAGAGACAAACAACAACUACAACAGCAGAAGCAAAGCUAGGUGGUAGAUUAAGAAAGUGUGAAUGUUAGACUUCGACUCAAAUCACACAUUUGUAAUAAGUAACAAGAGAAAGUUUUAUGAUGAAUUGUGAGAAUAUAGAUUUUACACUACAACUUGCUCUAUAUUACUUUAUAUCUCUUUUCUACAUAAUUUGAGGUAUGUCUUAGCAUCAUCGGC